This is a messenger RNA of Epinephelus fuscoguttatus (brown-marbled grouper), 2746 nucleotides long. It is a transcript of the gene mkks, whose product is annotated as MKKS centrosomal shuttling protein. Gene Ontology annotation, biological process: protein folding; chaperone-mediated protein complex assembly; developmental process. Gene Ontology annotation, molecular function: ATP binding. Lineage: Eukaryota; Metazoa; Chordata; Actinopteri; Perciformes; Serranidae. The record is from RefSeq and is a predicted model, not a curated record. Gene Ontology annotation, cellular component: cytoplasm; nucleus; kinociliary basal body. The coding region runs from base 184 to 1890 and encodes 568 amino acids. The transcript has 4 exons.
CAAGGAAGCCGCAAAGAAGCGUUUUCUAUCAAAUUUCGCUCAACUGAAAGUCUAAAAUGACACCUUAGUCGUUAACGUCUCGUCGUACCGUCGCCACUCAAAAAGCAAACUCACUGUUUUAUGUCAAACGACCUCUGUCUGACUGUUGACAAUGGUUUUGGGGUGAAACUUGCUGCCUAAGUGAUGUCUCGACACGUCAAGAAAUCCCCAUCUGUUUGUACGGAUCUACCACUGGACAACACCGACAUCUGUAACAAGCUUAAUUUGCUGAAGCAGCUUCUGAGGUCUUGUUUUGGUCCGACAGGUAGACUCAAACAAGUUCAUAACAACAUUGGAGGGCACGUUGUAACCACCUCAACGUCCUCAGUUCUCCUUUCAGCCAUUUCCUCCUCACAGCCUUUUAUCAAUCUGAUAAAAACCUCCAUUAUCAACCACGUUUCACGUUUUAGUGACUGUGGUUUGUUUGCUGCCAUUCUUUGUUUGUCUCUAAUUGAGCAAGCAAAGCAGUCUGGUGUCAGAAGAAAUGUGGCUAUCAGAGUGAACAAGCACCUGCUGGGUCUGUGCAUCAGUUACCUGCAACAGGAAGACUGUGGCUGCAAAGUGAAGCUCGACUUCUGCAGCAGCCAGAGCUUGAUCACAUUAGCUCGCAGUGUUAUUUCCAGCAAACCAGCAUGUGUGCUAACAGAGCCAGAGGCAUUUCACAUCAGCAGGUUGGCGGUGCAAGCUUUUUUGCUGACUGUUCCUUGUAACAGCCCAGGUAUAGUCAGUCUUGGCAAAAUAGUGACCAUCUCUGUUGAAGGUCUUCCUGUGUUGAACUCUGCAGUGUUUCCAGGUUUACUGGUAGACAUGCCUGAUGUAUUUUGCCUCAACAAGGCAGAGAACCUGCACUCAAAUCCACUGCGCAUGGUGUUGUUCAGUGCAUCUCUUGCUGGAGAUCUUUCUGAACUUGGUGAUGGGAUGAUUGAGGUGCACCCAGUUGUAGACACAGACUCACAGAUCCUGGAUCAGCUCCUGGAGGUGGGCAAACAGGUAGUUAAAGAUGAGAUAAAGCUCUUUGUAUGCCAGAAGGUCAUACACCCAGUCCUGCAGCAAUACCUGAGGAGUCGCGGUAUCACAGUGAUAGAGAGACUGGGAAUCAAUCUCAUGGAGCCACUGAGUCAGCUGACAGGUGCUCAACCUGUAGCCACAUUACACACCACAAUCCCAGCCAAGGCCUAUGGGAUGGUGAGGGAUCUCAGUAUUAGGGAGUUUGGAUCCAAGGCAAUGCUGCAUUUCCACCCACCUGAGAAUUCGGCAAUCUGCACGAUGAUCCUCUGCCACAGGAACGAGACCAUGUUAAGUGAGUUGAAGGUUGUGUGCCAGAAGACAGAGCACGUGUUGAGGCUCACCCUGAGGGAGCCAUCUGCCUUACUUGGAGGUGGGUGCACUGAGACCCACUUAGCAACUUAUGUCAGACACAAGAGCAUGAACGAAGUCACAGAUGCAGCAUCAGCACUUGGGUGCUCACAGACCGAGUACCUUCGUGGCGUGGAGGGAUUCUGCCGCUCUUUGGAGUCUGUGGCCACGGCACUGGAGCACGACAGUGGGAAUUCUUUAAUGGAUCUGACUCAUGCUCACCACUGGACUCACCCUGCAGAUGUCAUGACGGAACACACAAAGGAUAGUUUGGGCUUUUGUGGCUGUGGAUUGAUAGAAAGUCGCCCAAAUCAGAAGUGGACUUAUUUAAACACUACAUACCCACAGUUCUCACCUGCACCUCUGUCUGGACUCACUACUGCGCAGCCACGUGUGCUCGACUCCUUCACAGCUAAACUCAAUGCAUUGCAAGUGGCUGUAGAAACUGCUAAUCUUGCACUGGAUGUGCAAUAUGUAAUUCAAGAUAUGAACUAGCACAGUAGGCAUUGUAUCCAGUGAGAAACUGUGGUUUGUGAUAACCAAAAUGAGGGAUAAAAAGUAGUAAACAGUUUAGACGCUAGAUCAGGGACACCCAACUUGCUUUGCAUGGGAGCAGCCCAGACUGUUAGGGGUUCUGGGGGAGUCUCUCCUAGCACUUUAUUUUUUAUAAACAAGUUCUAUUUUAACACCUUUUUGCAUCCUGGAACCUUAUUUACAUUCAAAGUACAAUCAGUACUUUGCUUCAGUAAUGUUACCAACAAAUACUGAAUACUAUAGUGAUUGUUAGUUACUUUGUGAAUUCUGACCAUAAUUUACCAGCCUUGCUCUCAUCUCACAAAUAUCCUCUACUUAUGGUGUUUGUCAGGAAACAGUUUUAUCUCCAAACAUUUCAUAUUCACCAGCUGUCUCACCACCUCUUCCAUCCAACACUUGAACCUUACAACUGACCUUAAAGGUCCAGUGUGUAGGAUUUAGGGGGAUAUUAUGGCAGAAAUGGAUAUAAUAUUCAUAACCAUGUUUCCAUUAGUGUAUAAUCACCUGAAACUACGAAUCAUUUUGUUUUCAUUACCUUAAAAUGAGCCGUUUAUAUCUACAUACGGAGCGGGUCCUCUUCCACAGUGUCCCUGAUGUUGUGUCUACAGUAGCCAAGAACGGACAAAUAAAAUACUGGCUCUAAAUAGGGCCAUUUGUGUUUUUGUGUCAUCCACUGUAGUUCUACACACUUGGCGCACAGGAGAGUUUUCAGUUGGUUGCAAUCUGCAGCCUCACUGCAAUAUGCUUGUAAAAACUACACACUAGACAUUUAAAUGAUAUUUGAAAGAGUGUACACAUUUAGGGAAUGAAAAGGGAA